GUUUGGUUCCUGCACCAGGAAGUCUGUGAAAUGUGGAUCUCUGUGGAUGUCCUCUGUUGCACGGCAUCAAUCCUCCACCUGGUGGCUAUCGCAAUGGACCGGUACUGGGCUGUCACCAGUAUCGACUACAUACGUCGUCGAAGUGCGCGUCGCAUUCUUCUAAUGAUCAUGGUCGUCUGGAUUGUCGCCCUUUUUAUCUCCAUCCCACCGCUGUUCGGCUGGCGGGACCCCAACAAUAACGCUCACAUUACGGGGAAAUGUAUUAUUUCACAGGACAAAGGCUACACAAUAUUCUCCACCGUGGGCGCCUUCUAUCUCCCUAUGCUAGUAAUGAUGAUUAUAUACAUUCGGAUAUACCAGGUGGCCAGGUCUCGGAUACGCAAAGACAAGUUUCAACAUGCCAAGGCGAAAGCGAAAGCGAAACUAAAAACAGAGGAAACUACACUGGUGGCUUCUCCAAAAACUGAAUACAGUGAAGUCAGCGACUGCAACGGCUGCAACUCACCGGAGUCUACGGUAGAGACCAAAAAGCGCAGAGCUCCAUGUAAAAGCUACGGGUGCUCACCAAGACCCGAAAGAAAGAAAAACAGAAAUAGGAAAGCAUCCCCAGAACCUAAUGGUCUCGACUCGCCCAGCAAUGAAAGACUUAAGCAACAGAUAGAACCAGAUCCUUUCACGAAUGGUUGUAACGACGAGUCAAGUAUUGCCAUGUUGGAAACUCCAUGCAAUAACGGCAAGAAAAUCCGUAAAAAAGUAGAUCUCAGUCAACCUUAUUCUCGGAAUCGAGAGAAAAUGGAACUGAAACGAGAGCGCAAAGCGGCACGCACACUCGCCAUUAUUACUGGCGCCUUCCUUAUCUGCUGGUUACCGUUCUUCAUCAUUGCGGUCAUUGGUCCAUUUAUUGAUGAUGCAGAAAAGAUCCCACUCUUUGCUCGAAGUUUCGUAUUAUGGCUGGGCUACUUCAACAGUUUGCUGAACCCAAUCAUCUAUACAAUCUUCAGCCCCGAGUUCCGAAGUGCUUUCCAGAAAAUUCUUUUCGGCAAAUACAGAAGGGGUUAUCGAUGA
This is a messenger RNA of Candidula unifasciata, 1065 nucleotides long. NCBI's taxonomy places the organism in Eukaryota, Metazoa, Mollusca, Gastropoda, Stylommatophora, Geomitridae. The record is from the annotation of a GenBank genome assembly.